AUGUCUCGCCGCAAGCAAGCCGAGCCCCUCUCCGUCGCCCUCACUGCCGCCACUCUCCUCCCGUCGGAGGACCUCUCGGAGCACAGCUCGGACCACUCGGCGCCCAACAGCGCCUGCAGCGGCGUCAACGGCCACCACCACCCGCACCACACAGCCCCACUCGCACCCCACCUCCCAUCCACACCACCGCCCGGCUCGGCUGGGCUUCGACCCCCGAUCCUCCCACCACCGCCAACAGCAACACCACCACAACACCUCCUCCUCCACCACCUCCUCCUCCGUCUCCUCCUCCUCCUCCUCCCGGAGCAGGACCUGCUGACAUGCGGCCAGUGCCAGGCCACCUUCCCCCUGGCCGACAUCUUGCUCUUCAUCGAGCACAAGCGCAAGCGAUGCCACGGCCCCCCCUGCCUGCCCCGGGACGCCGUUGGCGGGCGCGGCCUGGACAAGCCCCCCUCGCCCUCGCCCGGGCCUGGCCCUGACGCCACCCCUGCGCUGGGCCUGGGGGCGCUGGGCCUAGGGGCCCUGGGGCUGGGGGCCCUAAGGGCUCAGCAUCAGCACCUCCGACGGAGGCCCGUGGAGGUGGGGGUCCAGGCCACUCUGGCUGAGGAGGACUGCGAGAGCAACCGGCUCUGCCCUCCCUCUUCGUCGUCGCCCCGUGGGAUCUUUCCCAGCAGGAGCAUCCUGUCCAGGUAACCCACCACACACACACACCGACCCCG
Messenger RNA from Gadus macrocephalus (Pacific cod), 719 nucleotides. RefSeq lists its product as uncharacterized. Gene Ontology annotation, cellular component: nucleus. The transcript has 3 exons. The record is from RefSeq and is a predicted model, not a curated record. Bases 1 to 693 code for a protein of 230 amino acids. Gene Ontology annotation, molecular function: RNA polymerase II cis-regulatory region sequence-specific DNA binding; DNA-binding transcription factor activity. Gene Ontology annotation, biological process: regulation of transcription by RNA polymerase II. Lineage: Eukaryota; Metazoa; Chordata; Actinopteri; Gadiformes; Gadidae.